UGUUAUCGCAUUUGUUUUUAUCUUUAAUGUUUACUAUUGUCGUCGAUUCUGAACUUUAUACCAUUACAAAGUAAUUAUUAGUUAUACAAUUAUUACUUUAAAACACACAGAUGACUUCACUGGUAAAAGGUGUAGUGAUCGUUGCGGCCAAACGCACUCCGUUUGGUCGAUAUGGAGGAAAAUUCGUGAAAACUUCAGCAGCAGAACUGCAAAUAGUCGCUGCAAAAGCUGCGCUCGCAGCAGGAAAUGUUAAACCUGAACUAAUAGAUUCGGUGAUCGUUGGAAACGUACGCCUUCAAUCAUCUCCUGAAGGAGGCUUAAUUCCUAGACACGUGGCUCUGAAAAGUGGAAUUCCGCAAGACCGAACCGCUGUUCUAAUAAACAGACUCUGCGGCUCUGGUUUUCAGUCAAUCGUGAACGCUGCUCAAGAGAUACAGACAGGCAUGUCCCAAAUUUGUCUCACCGGAGGAACCGAAAACAUGUCCCAGUGUCCCUACAUUGGACGAAACCUACGUUUCGGUGUUCCAUUAGGGCAAAACGUGGUUCUAGAAGAUUCCCUUUGGUUGGGUUUCACUGAUACGUACGCCAAAAUGCCGAUGGCACUCACAGCCGAAAAAUUAGGAGCUCAGUUUAAGCUGACGAAAGAGGAAGUCGAUGCUUUUGCUCUUCGGUCGCAGCAAACUUGGAAAAAUGCGCAUGAUGGUGGACGGUUUAGUGAAGAAUUGACACCGGUGACUAUUGAGGGAAAAAAAGGGGCUGUGGUGGUAGAUGUGGACGAGCAUCCAAGACCUGAGACCACUCUAGACGGGCUUAAAAAACUGCCUACUUUGUUUAAAGAGAAUGGGCUGGUGACAGCAGGAUCUGCGUCUGGGAUAAGUGACGGUGCGGCGGCUGUGGUUGUAGCAAACGAAGAAGCUGUUAGUAGACACGAUCUUACCCCCUUGGCUCGAGUUGUCGCGUUUUCUGUGGUGGGUGUUGAUCCUACUAUUAUGGGAAUAGGACCAGUGCCUGCUAUCAAAAAUGUGUUAAAAGCAACCGGGAAAAGUCUCGACGAUAUUGAUUUAGUUGAGAUCAAUGAAGCAUUUGGUGCGCAAGCUCUUGCUUGUGUUAAAGGCUUGGAUUUGGAUAUUAAUAAAUUAAACGUGGAUGGUGGGGCUAUCGCGAUUGGGCACCCAGUGGGGGCUUCUGGGUCAAGAAUUAUGGGUCAUUUGGUGCACGAGUUGAGACGGAGGAAAGCAAAACUGGGAAUUGGGUCUGCGUGUAUCGCUGGUGGGCAAGGUAUUGCGCUGAUGGUUGAAGCUCUGUGAAAUUUUUAUAAUAGGACUGUACUGGAGUUAGCUCCGCCC
Molecule: messenger RNA, 1346 nt
Organism: Zophobas morio
Lineage: Eukaryota; Metazoa; Arthropoda; Insecta; Coleoptera; Tenebrionidae
Product: 3-ketoacyl-CoA thiolase, mitochondrial-like
Exons: 9
Coding region: 111-1307 (398 amino acids)
Cellular component (GO): mitochondrion
Molecular function (GO): acyltransferase activity, transferring groups other than amino-acyl groups
Source: RefSeq, a predicted model, not a curated record